This is a messenger RNA of Catharus ustulatus (Swainson's thrush), 1621 nucleotides long. RefSeq lists its product as uncharacterized. The transcript has 3 exons. The record is from RefSeq and is a predicted model, not a curated record. Lineage: Eukaryota; Metazoa; Chordata; Aves; Passeriformes; Turdidae. The coding region runs from base 1 to 1155 and encodes 384 amino acids.
AUGUUGGAAUCCAGCACACAACCUGCCUGGGAGCGGGGCAGCGCUGACUCACGGGCUGAGUCACCGGGAUCGCAUCCCACUGCCUCCGAGCGGGCAGCAUCCCAGCCAGAACGCCACCGAACACCUUUCCUCAAUGACAGCUCCUUUGUCACUGCCCAGACGUCAGCACCGCCUGGGAGAGCGGGACGGGGAUGGAAAAAACACCCCGCGGGUUGUGCAAACAGCCCCGAGGGCAUGGAUGGUGUAAAAACAGUGAUUUGGGGUUUUUUGUGUUUAUUGACGUGGUCUGUGCAGGGGCAGAGCUCACACAGAGCCUCGCUGGCAGGGCUGGGCUGGAGCCACGGAGCUGCAGCUGCUGGUGAGGUCUGGUGUCACCUGGGGAGGGAUGGACACCCAGGAGCUGUCACACAAGGUCUGGUGUCACCCCAAGCAGGGAUGGACAUCCAGGAGCUGUCACACAAGGUCUGGUGUCACCUGGGGAGGGAUGGACAUCCAGGAGGUGUCACACAAGGUCUGGUGUCACCCCAAGGAGGGAUGGACAUCCAGGAGCUGUCACACAAGGUCUGGUGUCACCCCAAGGAAGGAUGGACAUCCAGGAACUGUCACACAAGGUCUGGUGUCACCCCAGGGAGGGAUGGACAUCCAGGAGCUGUCACACAAGGUCUGGUGUCACCCAAGGAGGGAUGGACACCCAGGAACUGUCACACAAGGUCUUGUGUCACCUGGGGAGGGAUGGACACCCAGGAGCUGUCACACAAGGUCUUGUGUCACCUGGGGAGGGAUGGACAUCCAGGAGCUGUCACACAAGGUCUGGUGUCACCCCAACCAGGGAUGGACAUCCAGGAGCUGUCACACAAGGUCUGGUGUCACCUGGGGAGGGACAUCCAGGAGCUGUCACACAAGGUCUGGUGUCACCUGGGGAGGGAUGGACAUCCAGGAGCUGUCACACAAGGUCUGGUGUCACCUGAAGAGGGAUGGACACCCAGGAGGUGUCACACAAGGUCUGGUGUCACCUGGGGAGGGAUGGACAUCCAGGAGCUGUCACACAAGGUCUGGUGUCACCCCAAGGAGGGAUGGACACCAAGGAGCUGUCACACAAGGUCUGGUGUCACCUGGGGAGGGAUGGACAUCCAGGAGCUGUCACACAAGGUCUGAUGUCACACCAAGCAGGGAUGGACACCCACGAGCUGUCACACAAAGUCUGGUGUCACCUGGGGAGGGAUGGACACCCAGGAGCUGUCACACAGGGUCUGGUGUCACCUGGGGAGGGAUGGACAUCCAGGAGGUGUCACACAAGGUCUGGUGUCACCUGGGGAGGGAUGGACAUCCAGGAGCUGUCACACAAGGUCUGGUGUCACCCCAAGCAGGGAUGGACAUCCAGGGGACCAGGAACUGCUGGGCAAGGUCUGACAAUCACCUGAAGAGUGAUGGCCAUCCCAGGAGCUGGGAGUGACCACACAAAGUCUGGGCUGUCACCCAAGGAAGGAUGGACAUCCCAGGGGCUGUCACACAAAGUCUGAGCUGUCACCUGAGGAAGGAUGGCCAUCCCAGGGACCAGCUGUGGCUCAGCAGGGCUGCUGGAGCCAGGCCUGGAGCUGCAGCCCAGAAAUACCUCGAGGCA